AUGCAAUCACAAUCGGGUCCAACAGUUCCUGUUAGCCACGAUGUGAUAUGUUCUUGGUUAUGGCGAUAUUUAAACAAAAUAAAGGUCGUUGUUAUUGUUGAUGUCGUUGUUGAUGUCGUUGUUGUUAUUGUGGUUGUUGUGGUUGAUGGAGAUGUUGUGGUUGAUGGGGUUGUUGUGGUUGAUGGGGAUGUUGUGGUUGAUGGGGUUGUUGUGGUUGAUGGGGUUGUUGUGGUUGAUGGGGAUGUUGUGGUUGAUGGGGAUGUUGUGGUUGAUGGGGAUGUUGUGGUUGAUGGGGUUGCUGUGGUUGAUGGGGUUGUUGUGGUUGAUGGGGUUGUUGUGGUUGAUGGGGUUGUUGUGGUUGAUGGGGAUGUUGUGGUUGAUGGGGUUGUUGUGGUUGAUGGGGUUGAUGGGAUUGUUGUGGUUGAUGGGGUUGUUGUGGUUGAUGGGGUUGUUGUGGUUGAUGGGGAUGUUGUGGUUGAUGGGGUUGUUGUGGUUGAUGGGGUUGUUGUGGUUGUUGGGGUUGAUGGGGAUGUUGUGGUUGAUGGGGUUGUUGUGGUUGAUGGGGUUGAUGGGGUUGUUGUGGUUGAUGGGGAUGUUGUGGUUGAUGGGGUUGAUGGGGUUGUUGUGGUUGAUGGGGAUGUUGUGGUUGAUGGGGUUGUUGUGGUUGAUGGGGAUGUUGUGGUUGAUGGGGAUGUUGUGGUUGAUGGGGUUGUUGUGGUUGAUGGGGUUGUUGUGGUUGAUGGGGUUGUUGUGGUUGAUGGGGUUGUUGUGGUUGAUGGGGUGAUGGGGUUGUUGUGA
Mya arenaria is the source of this 798-nucleotide messenger RNA. RefSeq lists its product as uncharacterized. The transcript has a single exon. Lineage: Eukaryota; Metazoa; Mollusca; Bivalvia; Myida; Myidae. The record is from RefSeq and is a predicted model, not a curated record. Bases 1 to 798 code for a protein of 265 amino acids.